GAUGCAGCCGGGCUCACCUCCAUAGACAUGAUGACAUUUGUAAGUCUGAGCCAGUCAAGUUUCUGCAGCGUUGAUAAGGAGGAAAUCGAAGACACUCCGCACACAAACAGUCAGCCUUGUGGCAGCUAGAUUGAGACAAGGAGCUAGAAUGGCAAAAAAAAGCUAUCAGGCUACAUCCAGGUGAAACGAGACAAUGAAUUACAUGCUCAACUUCCUGCCAAUCCACAGAUCACACCAACUUUUAAAGACAGUCUGGGAGAUAAGCUCUUUUUCCUGGACUGGUUCAAUCUCUGAAGGAGUGCUGUCCGCCUCCAGAGGAUGGCUGCGCCGAUUCUUGCUGAUAAAGCUAGUGACGGUGCUGCUGUUCCCCCACGGAGCAGGCAUCCCCCUGCUGGUGGUCUGCUUGUUGAGCCUGCGGGCUCUGUUGCUGCUCCGCUCCCCUCACAUCUCCACCAAACCCUCCACUGUGCUCCUGGGCCAGCUGGCUCUGUCCGACAGCCUGGUUCUGCUCCAGUGGAUGCUUUGGCUGGGGGCGACACUGGCCUGGUGGAUGGAGGAUGUGGGCUGUGAGGUUGAGAUGGGCCUCAUGAAGAAUGGGGGAUCAAUCUGGUGGAGGGAGGCUGUGAGCGUGCUCUGUCAGCAGCUGCUUGACACUCACCACCUGGCCUCUCUGCUCCUGCUGGGGCUGCUGGGGCUGGAGGCUACACUGGUGUCACGUUGGCCUCAGCAGACUCGGAAUUUCAGGACUUCUCACACGGCUCAGCUCAGCUGCAGCCUGGUCUGGAUACUUGUGCUCCUAGAACUCAUGCUAUCACUACACUCAAAGCUUUUGCAGGACCCCAGACCUCAGACUUACUCCUCAGAACUACAAGACCCUCAGACUUUACAUGUGGGUUUGGUGCCUCCUCCCUCCCUGCCUGCUUUCUCCCCCUGCCUGAGGAGGACAUUAUGGCUGGUGAAUUUAUGGCUGCAUUAUGCCGUCUUCAACAGUAAAACACAGAGGAGAAAGAGCUCCUUCAAUUAAAAAUGUAAUUUAAAUAGAUACUGUGAAUUGUGUCUUUAUGCGGUAUUUUCAACCAAGUGCUUCCACAGUUUACACUUGAGAACUUGAUCUCGUGCUUUAACAGUGAGAGAUUAUCAUCUGUUUCAUAUUACAAACACACUCUCUCCACUGUUUGAUCUGGCAGACAGCCCAGGGAAGGCUGCUAAAAUAAAAUAUAACUGCAAUGAACAACUGUUUGCGGAAUUAAAUAGCAACACAGCAACAUCUUAAGUAGAAUUCUAUGUAAUUCUGCUGCUCACGGUCUCUAAUGCAUUAAAAAUGUGUUCUGUUUGUAUAUUGUGUCUUUCUUGAUGACCAGGUGUUGACAUAUUCGCAAAUGUCCGUUUACAUUUUUUUUGCAGCAUAUCAUU
Toxotes jaculatrix (banded archerfish) is the source of this 1413-nucleotide messenger RNA. RefSeq lists its product as uncharacterized. The record is from RefSeq and is a predicted model, not a curated record. Lineage: Eukaryota; Metazoa; Chordata; Actinopteri; Toxotidae. The transcript has 2 exons. Bases 194 to 1024 code for a protein of 276 amino acids.